Epinephelus moara (kelp grouper) is the source of this 1697-nucleotide messenger RNA. RefSeq names its product NAD(P) dependent steroid dehydrogenase-like (gene nsdhl). Gene Ontology annotation, biological process: steroid biosynthetic process. NCBI's taxonomy places the organism in Eukaryota, Metazoa, Chordata, Actinopteri, Perciformes, Serranidae. The coding region runs from base 186 to 1223 and encodes 345 amino acids. The record is from RefSeq and is a predicted model, not a curated record. Gene Ontology annotation, molecular function: 3-beta-hydroxy-Delta5-steroid dehydrogenase (NAD+) activity. The transcript has 7 exons.
UGGUUCGUGCGCGGAGUUUAGUUGCACGCGCUGACUGCAGGUAAAUAGAAUAGAGAAUAGAGUGUCGCGUGCAGCUUAUGUAGAAAGUUGACUCCUUAACUCUUCGUUACGUACUAUUUCAGCUGUAAGGAGAAAUAUUUUCAGCCUGAUACUUUCGCUCACCUGUUGGUCACCUUUCACUCAUAAUGGCCACGCGCGUGCGACCGAGUAGUAAACGGUGUGCAGUUGUCGGGGGCUCUGGUUUCCUGGGCAGACACUUAGUGGAGAAGCUGCUGGAGCGAGGAUACACUGUGUGUGUGUUUGACAUCCGUCAGAGCUACGAGCUGCCUGGUGUCACCUUCCACCAGGGAGACCUCUGCGACAAACAGGCUCUGCUGCCAGCUAUGAAGGAUGUGUCCCUGGUCUUCCACUGUGCCUCCCCAGCCCCUGCCAGCGAUGACCGCGGGCUGUUUAAGAGGGUCAACAUUCAGGGCACACGCACAGUCAUCGAGGCCUGCAUGGAGGCUGGAGUACAGAAACUGGUCCUGACAAGCAGUGCCAGUGUGGUGUUUGAAGGGACAGACGUUAAGAAUGGGAGAGAAGAUCUACCAUAUGCCAAGAAGCCCAUCGACUAUUACACAGAGACCAAAAUUGAGCAAGAAAAGCUGGUCCUCCAGGCUUGUAACAAGGAGAAGGGUUUCCUCACAGUUGCCAUCCGGCCUCAUGGCAUCUUUGGCCCUCGGGAUCCACAGCUGGUACCCAUCCUGGUGGACACAGCUCGCAGGGGCAAGAUGAAGUUCAUCAUCGGUGACGGGACCAAUCUGGUGGAUUUCACCUUUGUGGAGAAUGUAGUUCAUGGUCACAUCCUGGCUGCUGAGCGCCUGAGGCUGGACUCCCCCAUAUGUGGAAAACCGUAUCACAUCACCAAUGACGAGCCGGUUAGAUUCUGGGACUUCAUGUCUGAGGUGUUGGUGGGUCUGGGAUACGCAGCUCCUCGCUACCACCUCCCCUACACUCUUGUGUACGGACUGGCCCUGCUCCUCUGGCUGCUGGCCCUGAUCCUGCGCCCUCUGUUGUCCUUUAAACCCACCUUUACACCAAUGAGAGUGGCUCUGGCUGGAACCCACCACUACUACAGCUGUGACCGCGCCAAGCAGGACCUGGGCUACAAACCGCUGGUCAGUCUGAAGGAUGGGAUAGCACGCACAGUGCAGAGCUACCCUCACCUCAGACAAGGGGCUUGAUGAUAGAACUGAAGGUGAAGACUGUACAGGUGCACUCACUGAGAUUAAAGUGAUCAGGUCAUCCUGAAUGGACAAUUCAAAACGAGGAACAGACAUAUCUUUAUUCAAACCUUGUAGCAUUUUUGUGCUUUUUUUUAACACUUAUGUGCCACUCUCACCAGCAGAUGGCAGCAAACGGUUCUGGUUUUGGUCAACACACUGCAGUCUGGUCUUGUCUUAAGCUUUAAAGCACUUGAUAAACAGUGAAACCCCAUGUUUAUGACAACAUAAAUAUACUGAUCUUACACUGUGAAACCUGCAAAGACUUACAGAUAUACUUGUUCCAUUUUCAUGUGUUUCACCAGUGUGCUGUGCAAACACUGAGAUGCUGCUGUUUAUGUCAAAACACAUAAAUACAUUCCACUAAACUAUGAUUCUCAUGACAUUACUGAUGUGAAAAUAACUGUAUAAAGUGACAUCAUAUGGUCAAAAGUA